AUUAUUUUUUUCUUUAAAAAAGAGGAACAAAAAUGAAGUUCAACCUAGAAACAUACAUGUCUGUCAGGCAAACUAAAAAUUGCCGCGAAACCAACGGCAUUCUAAAACCCUAAUAACGUCUUCGUAAAACCCUCAAAAUCUCUAUUCGGAUAUGCUAUCAUGUAAUCUUCUAGUUCUUUCUAACUUUAUUCUUAAUCCCAAUACUUCUGUCUCAAUCCUCAAAUUAUCACAGGAAACAACCACCUCUUUUCCCUUUUCAUUUCCACAUUUUUCUUCAAUUUUCACUUUUCCCUCAAAAAUUCACUAUUUUCCAUGCUUAAUCACAUACACCGAUGGAACACCAAACACAUUAUGUCUGUGGAAAAAUCUCGAAUUCUCUCAUCCCUCAUUUUCACCAAGCUCACUGUCUCAGCUGCAAAGAUAGGGGACGAAGAAGAACCCAUUGUCCGAACCCACACAGACACUGUUACUGAAAUCCUCCUUGGCUUGAAGAGCUUUGGUUUGAGAAGUUUUCUUGGCGGGGAUUACUUCAAAAACGUUUUCUCUACAUUGAAUCAGCCUGAGGUGGAUUCAGUUAUUGAUACUUUGAGAGUCGAGAACCCAGAAUUUGCUUUGGGUUUCUUCUUUUCAUUGAGAAAUGUUUAUGGCUUUGGACAUUCGAGGUUUUCCCGGUUCGUCGUCUCCCAUGUUUUGGCGUCAAAAAGCUGGUUUGAGGAAUUGCGUUUGGUUAUAAAGCAAAUGGUGGAAGAGGAAGGCUCUGGUUCUGCACCUUCGCUUUGUGAACUGCUGUUGAAUAGAUUUGGGGACUGGGAUGCAAAUAGGGUGGUGUGGGAUAUGUUGGCAUUUUCAUAUUCAAGAUGUGAGAUGGUUCAUGAUGCUCUCUUUGUUCUUGCUAAGAUGAAAGAUUUAAAUUUGCAUGUUUCAUUGGCAACAUAUAACUGUCUGUUGUAUAACUUGAGGGAGACAGACAUCAUAUGGGAUGUAUUUGAUGAAAUUAAAUCCCGUGGUGUUCCUCAAAAUGAGUACACUGAUUCCAUACUUAUAGAUGGUCUAUGUAAGCAAUCGAAGAUGCAAGAAGCGAUUUUGUUCCUGAGGAGCAGUAAAGAGGAGCCUGGGCCUUCUUCUGUUUCAUUCAAUACUAUCAUGUCAAGAUUUUGUAAGUUGGGUCUGGUGGAUGUUGCAAAGUCAUUGUUUUGUAUGAUGUUGAAGUAUGGACUACUUCCUGAUUCAUACAGUUACAAUAUUAUUAUUCAUGGGCUAUGUGUAGCAGGGUCAAUGGAGGAAGCUUUAGAGUUCACAAAUGACAUGGAGAAGCAUGGAUUAGAGCCUAACAUAGUAACAUAUAACAUUCUUGCUAAAGGGUUUCACUUACUUGGUCUAAUGAAUGGAGUUCGGAAGGUUAUUCAAAACAUGUUGCAUAAAGGGUUGAAUCCAGAUCAUGUUACAUUUACAAUCCUGAUAUGUGGGUAUUGUUAUGCAGGAGAUAUUGAGGAAGCCCUUAAGCUACGGGAAGAGAUGCUAUCACGUGGUUUUCAGUUGUCUGUCAUGUUGUAUGGUGUACUUCUUAGCUGCUUGUGUAAAAGUGGACAGGUUGAAGAAGCUUUGAGAUUGCUUGAUGAAAUGGAGUCCUUGGGGUUGGAACCGGAUCUAAUAACCUAUUCUAUAGUAAUCCAUGGCCUCUGCAAACAAGGAAAGGUUCAAAGGGCUAGUCAAUUAUACAAGGAAAUGUGCUUGAAAGGAAUUUUACCCAAUAAUUUUGCUGCCCGGUCUAUUCUGUUGGGUCUUCGGGAGAAGGGAAAUAUAUCUGAAGCCAGGAAAUAUUUUAACACUUUGAUAAGAAUGGGGUUGAUGUACGAUAUCAUCAUCUAUAAUAUUAUGAUUGAUGGGUAUGUAAAAACAGGUAAUAUUUUUGAAGCUGUACAGUUGUAUAAAAAAAUAAUAGAAAAGGGGAUCACUCCUAGUGUUGUAACUUUCAAUACUCUCAUUUACGGUUUGUGUAAAACUGGAAAACUUGCUGAGGCUUUCAACUUUUUGAAUAUUAUCAAGCUGCAUGGGUUGGUACCAAAUGCGGUUACUUAUACUACUCUCAUGAAUGCUUACUGUGAAGAAGGAAACAUCAAUGACAUGCUUAAAUUACUACAGGAGAUGGAAGUCAUAGGUGUGAGGCCAACUCAUGUAACCUACACUGUGGUUAUCAAAGGACUCUGCAAACAGUGGAAGCUUCAAGAGACUUUCCAGUGGGUUAAUAAUAUGUAUAUUAAGGGUUUAGUGCCAGAUCAAAUCACAUACAACACCAUCAUCAAGUAUUUUUGCAAGGCUCGGGACUUUACAAAAGCUUUUCAGUUACUCAACGACAUGUUAUUGCAUAAUCUCAAGCCAACUCCUGCUACAUACAAUGUUCUUUUGAAUGGUCUUUGUGUACAUGGCGACCUCAAGGAUGCUGACUGUCUACUUGUUUCUCUUGAGGAACGCAAUGUUUGUCUGACAAAAGUUGCUUAUACCACAAUAAUUAAAGCUCAUUGUGCAAAGGGUGAGGCAUGUCAAGCAAUGAGAGUCUUCCAUCAGAUGGCAAAGAAAGGAUUUGAAAUAUCUGUCAGAGAUUAUAGUGCUGUGAUAAAUAGAUUGUGCAAAAGAAGUCUAAUUACUGAAGCAAAAUAUUUUUUCAACAUGAUGUUAUUUGAUGGCAUUGCUCCUGAUCGAGAGCUUUGUGGGGUGAUGCUUAAGGCUUUUCAUGAAGUCGGUGAUACCAAUUCGGAAUCAGAGAUUAUCGCUGGGAUGAUAAAAUCUGGCUUGGUUCCUGGUAAAACUGAAUAAUGAUAAUAAAAGAAAAGAAGAUUCUUUAUCACCUUAUCAUUGGAGAAGACCUACAGCUUCACUGAUACAGAACUUUUAGUGAGCAAAGUAACAGUACCUUUUGGAGAACAAGUACCAAGCUUUUAAUAUACUUUAACUCCACAUCAAGCUGGACCAUUAAAACAGUGAAUAUUGGAGGGUUAGGUUGUGUACAAACUCGAGAACCAUUUCUUCAGUUCACCACCCCUGCAGGAGUAAAGAAAUUAUACGUGUAUAUAUUUUACAAAAAUGUGUGAUCAAAGUUCGCUGUACCACCACAUUGAAUUGGUUGCGAGGUGACGCAACGAACAAGGCUUAUGGAGCUGACACAACUCUCUCACAAGCUCAUCCAAAUCGUUCAAAGAGCUCCCACUGUCGCUCACUGCUGCAAGAGCCUUCUCUCUGAACUCUUUGGCUUUCAUUUUCUCAGGUGCAUUCUCACUCAUGGAUUUGGCUAUCGCCUUUCCCAGCUCAGCAGGUUCAGGCACUGCAUCUGCUCCCUCGCACACCCUGGUAGCUAUACCCAUGCACUCCACCAGCAGCCUAGCAUUUACAUGCUGGUCGGCCUCCAUGGGCCAUCCCAAUAUCCUCACCCCAGCUUCUAUGCCUUCCAGUGUCGAGUUCCAUCCACAGUGACUUAGAAAUCCUCCCACAGCUCGGUGGCCCAGUAUCAUCACCUGUGGCGCCCAACUCUUUACAACCAAUCCCUUCUUACCUAUUCUCUCCUCGAAUCCAUCUGGAACAACACCAAUCCCUGCUGUAACCUGCUCGGCGGUGCCAGUUUUCACGACCCAUAUGAACUGGAUCCCGCUCUGUUCAAGCGCAGAAGCCAAGGCCUCCAUUUGCUGCCUCUUUAGCAGCUUCUGACUCCCAAAACAAACAUAGAGUACGGAGUCAUCUGGACACUCAUCAAGCCAAGCCAGAACGCUUGCACAAUCUAGAUUGUUCUCAGGAUCAGGUCUUUCCCUAAUGCCAAGUGAACUUAAUGGGCCAACCCCGUAGAUUCUCCGGUGACCCAAUUUCUUCUUUAAGUAUCUUAAAUACUCUCCUUCUAAAUCUUCGAAGGUAUUAAAAACACAACCCCAGCUGGAAUAGUUUGCCAUGAGGCCAUCUCUGACGAAAUCAGUGUCUGGUUUUGAUUCCCUGCAGAGCCGCACUAUGGAAGGCAAAUGUUCCUCUUUGAAGGACGGGGAUCCAGGGAAAUCAGGGAAUUCCACGACCGAGCAAGAACUCUUUUCCAAGGCACUCAAAACACUACAACACUGAUCAAGAACAAAGCUUAAUAGAACCUGAGAUGAGAAGAAGGCUACCCUGGGAAUAUUAAUCUGCUGGGCAAGGUGCAGAGUCCACCCAAGGAAAAAGUCAGAGAUAAGGGCAACAGGGGGAUUGUGAUGGGAUUCAUACCAGUGGAUAAUGGGCUCCCUGAGUUUUCCGAGGGCGUUAGAUAUGGGAAAGUUUCCGGCAUUGCCGAUGUCCCUGACGUUCUCCACGCCGGAGGGUAAGUUGGGGUAGGCUGGAAAGGGGAGGACCAAGGUGUGAACAGUGAUGGGGUGAGCAGAGAUGAGUGGGCGUAGAGUUGGGAGGUUCUUGGGGGUGAUUAUAAUGGUGAUGAUAAAGUCUUGGAGGGCCAAAUGGUGGGUGAGAUCAAGGAGUGGGAGCAUGUGGCCUUGUGCUGGGUAUGGAAACACCAGAAUAUGGGGCUGGUUUGAGCCACCAGUCGCCAUAGUUUUUUCGUGCCACGAAUUUAGUGUGUGAGAGAGU
Cannabis sativa is the source of this 4593-nucleotide messenger RNA. RefSeq names its product putative pentatricopeptide repeat-containing protein At1g13630. Gene Ontology annotation, molecular function: protein binding. NCBI's taxonomy places the organism in Eukaryota, Viridiplantae, Streptophyta, Magnoliopsida, Rosales, Cannabaceae. The record is from RefSeq and is a predicted model, not a curated record. The transcript is spliced from 3 exons. Bases 313 to 2814 code for a protein of 833 amino acids.